AUGGCGGACGUGCGAUCACUACUCCGGAAUGAAUUAGCUUCCCGCAAGGGCGCGUCACAACCCAAUACGACCGGCAACCGUGUCAGCAAGAAGCGAAAGGUCGACCACAGCGAUGGCGUCAUGCACAAGAAGCUUCGAUCCACGGAUCUUGAGUCUGUACAAGCUGCGGUCAACGUACAGGCUCGUGCCUCUAAUCCGGAUGUUACUGUCGGCGAGGACAUCAUCGAACGUGUCGAUGAGGAUGAGCCCAUCGGCCCUGAGCCUCCUUCUCAGCCGGAAGAAGAUGUUUCUAUGACUAUGAGGACAGAAUUUCCGGCCGACUCUGCACGGGAGGUAUCGUCACAGGCCGUCGAUGAAGAUGAAUGGGCUGCAUUCGAGCGUGAGGUUGUUGCUCCUACAAAGACGAGCAAUGUUCCAGCUGUGGUCUCCGCACAAGCCACGAUCGUUGCCGCCCCCGUUACGACUGAAGAGCUAGCUAUGCAGCAACAGAGCGAGCGAAUCUCAAGCACAAGAUCUCGAGAGGCGGAGUUGGCAGGUGAACGCGAGGAUGCAGCUCGGUUUCUGGAGGAAGAGUUUGAUGAGAUGGACCAACUUGAAGAACGAGUUCGCAGAUUGAAACAACGAAGGGAAGAACUACGACAGAAGCGUAUCUCGGAGGAGACUACAGAUACUACUGUGGCCGAUGACCAGCGGGUAGAGGACAGUGGGAGUGAAGAGUAUGAGGAUGAAGACUGGGAUGAUUGGCGAUUCAAAUAA
Messenger RNA from Penicillium diatomitis, 756 nucleotides. RefSeq lists its product as uncharacterized. NCBI's taxonomy places the organism in Eukaryota, Fungi, Ascomycota, Eurotiomycetes, Eurotiales, Aspergillaceae. The transcript has a single exon. The record is from RefSeq and is a predicted model, not a curated record. Bases 1 to 756 code for a protein of 251 amino acids.